AUGGAUCCAACAAAUAAACUGAUGAUCGACCAGCCUAAAAUAUUUCUAGUAUUCUCUUCCAAGUAAGUUAGACUAAUAUAAUCCAAAAAGAUAAUAGCAGCCAUCAACGUUAAGCAUAGAGUCAUUAAAAUCUCACUCCAUAGAACAAUAAAAUUUAUGAUUCUGGCUUUGAAUGGUAAUUUUGUGGCUAGCAAUGUAACUGUUAUUAUUUAGGUUACCACUAAAAUAGUUAUAGAUAAGUUUUAUUAAUAAUCCAAUAAGAUGAUACAACUUGUAAACACUACCUUUUUCAAUUCCUAAAAUAGAUUGAAGUUUCGUUUAAAGAAUGCCUUCGUUUAUAAGCCAUUGAAUUAACUUAGCACUUAAGAACAGUUCAAUAAAUAACUAUGUUUAACAUAAAUCUUACAAGUAUUGAAAAAUAUAAUAUAUGAGAAUUACAUAACUUAUUAUAACAAAUGUUGUGUUAAUUAUUUAAAUUGCACUGGAUGUCUAAAUGUACUCAAUUUCUAAAAAUCCAUAUAAUAAAAACGGUAAUAAGCAGAUGGAUGUUGA
Messenger RNA from Paramecium tetraurelia, 552 nucleotides. RefSeq lists its product as uncharacterized. The transcript has a single exon. Lineage: Eukaryota; Ciliophora; Oligohymenophorea; Peniculida; Parameciidae. The record is from RefSeq and is a predicted model, not a curated record.